Zingiber officinale is the source of this 564-nucleotide messenger RNA. RefSeq names its product metallothiol transferase FosB-like. Bases 1 to 564 code for a protein of 187 amino acids. Lineage: Eukaryota; Viridiplantae; Streptophyta; Magnoliopsida; Zingiberales; Zingiberaceae. The transcript is spliced from 3 exons. The record is from RefSeq and is a predicted model, not a curated record.
AUGGUGAAGAAGAUGUUGGAGAAGCAGAAGGCGGGUGAUGCAUUGCCGUUGACUUCCCUGAACCACAUCUCCAUCCUCUGCAAAUCGGUCGAGUCCUCUCUCCAUUUCUUCCAAAACGUGCUCGGCUUCGUCCCCAUCAGAAGGCCCAGCUCCUUCAGUUUCGACGGCGCAUGGUUGUUCAACUACGGGGUUGGAAUUCACUUGAUACAGUCGGAGAAUCCGAGUGAUUUGCCAGCAGCGAAGGGAGAAAUCAAUCCCAAAGACAGCCAUAUCUCCUUCCAGUGUGAGAGCAUGGCGUUGGUGGAGAAGAGGCUCAAGGAGAUGGGCAUAUCGUACGUACAGAGCCGAGUGGAGGAGGGAGGAGUCCACGUGGACCAGCUGUUCUUCCAUGACCCCGAUGGGUUUAUGAUCGAGGUUUGCAACUGUGACCGACUUCCGGUGAUUCCGCUCGCCGCCGGCGAUCCUGCGACGGACUGCCAAAGGUCGGAUGAUGCACUCACAAGCCAUUUGUCACUGAUGCCAUGCAUAAAGUGUUUUCCUCAGGCAAAAACAACAAUUGUUUAA